GGAAAUAUUUUAACAAGGAUAUAAGAAACGUAAUAUGCAAGCAAAUAAUUUUGGCACUGAUAAGACACCAAAUUCUAGUUCCAAUGGACCUAUAGGAUUUUAUAGUCAAAGAUUUUUGAGUAAUUUUCUAUCGAAAGGACUAAAAACCAAUCAAUUGGAGGUAAACACCGAUGAAAAGACGCUCAAACCAAUUGCUCGUUUAAAAGAACCUAGAGAUCUAUUCGCCCUGCCUAAGGACAAGGAUAAUGACUGCUCACAGCAGGCCGCCAGAUGGCCAACUGAAUGUCAGGUGCUGGACGAACGCAUACAACACAUAGCCUACGUUCCAGUCACUCCAGAAGCAUACAAUCAACCAACUGGGAAUGAGCUGAAGCCACGUCCUGUGGGCGAGGAGAAUGGAAUCGUGGUCUACAAUUAUAAUCCUGUCAGUGCUGUCAAUUAUAAAGAAAAUAAAACCAAAGGCGAUGAUUCGGAUGGCACCGAUUCAGACAUAUCAUCAUCAGAGAGUCGUGGCUCUUCGCCAGAACGUCGUCAGCGGCUGAUGAAACAUCGUUUUUCGAAAAUGUUUAACAAUUGUCGUUCGUCAAGUAAUUCCAAUGACGAAAAUGAUGACGAAGACGAUGAAGAAGAUGACGAAGAAAUUAUUCAAAUUACUUCCAAUAUGGCGGCAAAGUCAAUUAUUGAAGAAACGAUUCCAAUUCAGUCUGAAUUAAAGGAAGAUGAAAAUGGAGAUGGAAAUGAAGAAGUUAAUGAUAAUGUAAAUGAUGAUGAUGAUAUUGAUGAUAUUUGGGGAGUUCCUUCGCCAUAUUACAGUGCCUCGCCAACCAAAUGCUUUAUUCAACGUAUUGAAGCAAAACCAGUACCGCCAGAAACUAUCCUGCCAUUGCCACAAUCAGCACGUUUAGAAAUAUUUAGUCGUUCGAGUGUUGGCGGUUCAAAGUUCCUAACUCAGGUGCAUCCGUUCAGCAAAGAUGAUUACGAUGGCUUGUGGUUCGAAUCACGAUUCGAAUCGGGUAAUUUGGCCAAAGCUGUAAAAAUUACCGAAACCUACUAUGAGUUGUACCUGCGACCGGAUUUGUAUACGAGUCGUUCGAAACAGUGGUUUUAUUUUCGUGUGGGAAGGACAAAGAAGAACUUGACGUAUAGAUUCUCUAUUGUGAACCUGGUUAAAUCGGACAGCCUUUAUAACGAGGGUAUGCGACCUUUAAUGUACUCAACAACCAAUGCCAGAGUAAUCGGCCAGGGCUGGAGGCGUUGUGGUGAAAAUAUUUGCUACUAUCGCAACGAUGAUGAGAAUUCAAAUGAGGAAGACGAGGACAAUGGGUCAUAUACGCUGACGUUUAAUAUUGAAUUUCCCCAUGACGAUGAUACUGUUUACUUUGCCCAUAGCUAUCCUUAUACAUAUACAGAUUUACAGGAUUAUCUGAUGGCAAUUCAAAAACAUCCUGUCAAAUCGAAAUUUUGCAAAUUAAGACUGCUGUGCAGAUCGCUAGCUGGUAAUAAUGUUUACUAUUUAACAGUGACUGCACCGACUACGGAUGAGGAGUUAAUGAAGAAAAAGAAAGCUAUUGUAGUCUCGGCACGAGUGCAUCCAAGUGAAACACCAUCCUCUUGGAUGAUGAAAGGCCUAAUGGACUUCAUUACGGGUGACUCUUCGGUUGCCAAACGUUUGAGGCACAAAUUCAUUUUCAAACUUAUACCGAUGCUGAAUCCAGAUGGAGUUAUUGUUGGAAAUACGAGAAAUUCUUUAACCGGCAAAGAUUUGAAUCGACAAUAUCGAACUGUUAUACGAGAGACUUAUCCAUCCAUUUGGUAUACAAAGGCCAUGAUUAAAAGACUGAUUGAUGAAUGUGGUGUGGCCAUGUACUGUGAUAUGCACGCUCACUCACGAAGGCAAAAUAUUUUCGUUUAUGGCUGUGAGAAUCGACGCAAUCCGGAAAAGAAACUCACCGAACAAGUUUUUCCGCUAAUGAUGCACAAAAACGUGGCCGACAAGUUUUCCUUUGAAAAUUGCAAAUUCAAGAUACAAAGGAGCAAGGAGGGUACUGGACGCAUUGUCGUUUGGAUGCUAGGAGUUACCAACAGUUAUACGAUAGAGGCGUCCUUUGGUGGUUCUAGCUUGGGAUCGAGGAAAGGAACGCACUUUUCCACUGGGGAUUACGAACAUAUGGGACGAGCAUUUUGUGAGACACUCUUGGAUUAUUGCGAUGAAAAUCCAAAUAAAGUAAAGAAAUAUAUGAAAAUAUUUAAACAAGUGAAACGUGUUAGGAAAAAAGAAAGACGCGAACGAAGAGCACUUAAAUUGAAGAAAUUAGCAGAACAGGAACGUCUUAGACUGAAAAUAAUUGAAAGACUGUUAAAGGAAGGAUCUAGUGCUGAUGAGCCCCUUAACAUCCCAUUGUCCGAUUAUUCGAGCGACGAAGGCGAUACAAGUUCAAGUUCGGAUAACGAAGGUAAAGCUGAUCGAUUUUCUGAUUUAGAAGGGCCAUGUUGUCAACCAUUAAAAGCACCACCGUGUUCCCCAGAAUAUAAUGUUGUUCAAAGGAGAAAGAAUAAAUUAAAAAUUGCGAGAAGAAUUAUGAAAAUAUUGGAUGGAAUAUAUUUUAGACCAAGAAUCAGAAAAAUUGGAUUGAGACAAGCUCAUUUAUCAAAAACUGAAAAGAUCGAAAUGCAAAGAAGGUUUAAGAAAAUCAAGAAAAGGCCAAAAGUUAAAAGGAAAAUGAGAAUAUUUUUGAAGAAUCAGAAUGUGAUAAUUUAUCGCAAGGUUCGAAAAAAGAAACAACGCAGCAAAUCUUCGAACAUAGUGCAACGCAACAAACGCGACCAACGCACUCCACUCGACAUGCCAACCACCGAUCCGGGUUCUGAUUUGUUUUUCUCCACCGACGACGAAAUCUUUGCCGAUGGCGAUGCGGGAGGAAUAUUCAGUACAGUUCCCAGAUCACGACGAUAUCUCCUUCAAUCAGACCUGCAACGUCGAUAUAUCGAUACAAUUUGUGAUGGUGCUCCAACACCAAUUCAACGAAUGCCUCCCGAAUUAAUAGUUACACCAGCAAAACAAGGAUCUUCGGCCAAUAACAACAAUAGAAUACCAAGAACCCCUGAGAAGCCAAAAACAAGUCAAUUGCUAUCGACAGAUUUCCCACCAGUUGCUGGGAGUCUUACGAGAAGAACAAACUCUUGGCAUAAUUUACAUAGUGGCGGAAAGUAUAUACCUAAAUUAAGGGUCCAAAAUGUUGGACAAACCCAAAGAAGUCCCAAUGAAGAUAUAUUCUCUUUGAAGAAGAAAAUAUGGACUGGUUGUUCACCAGAGGUAGGCUGUUGUGGAGAAAGAUCACGUCCUUUAUCAUGGGCAAUCCCACCAAUUCAUCGGAAUAAAGAGAAACACAAGGAACUUGACGAACAUGAAGCUCUAUUUGCUGCCUGUUCUCAAAAACUAGUAGCUUGGCAGCAAGAAACAGUCGCUUACAGUCAUAGGAAUAAAUUGAACCUGAAUUUAGUGAAUCCCGAGUUGUCUGGCGAAAAGGUCGUCACUCAAAGGCCAAAGAAAACCGCCAAAUCUUCAACAAAACUCGAGAUAGACCUAAAAGUUCGCAAGAAAAAAAGCAACUUUAUGAAGAUCACUGAGACCUCACGAAUCAUCAAUUGCUUUGCCAAAGCAAGUUCCCAGAAUACCAUUGCCUCGCGGAAAACAGCAAUGCCAUUUACCCCAAAUGCCAGUCUAACCCUAGCUCCCCUAACAACUUCAUCUAAACAAUUCGUUCCAAAGAAAUUCAAAACCGGAGGCUUAGUUGCCACCGCUGUUCAAACAGGAAAGAAAUCUAAACGUCAACGGUCUUCCUUGGUCAGCAUAAACAAACCAAUUGAGAUUCCAUUGGCAGAGGCAACGACAGCGCCUGGUCAACUUGAGAAUGAGAAAUCAUUCGCUCGCAAAGUUCGGACCAAAUUAAAGAAGAAAAAAUCAGUUACAUCAUUAAAGGGCGGCAAAUCAUGAUCGCCGAGUUAAGAGGACUCUUAUCACGAGUUCUGAACAAAAUCAAAAAAAAAAAAAA
Molecule: messenger RNA, 4052 nt
Organism: Episyrphus balteatus (marmalade hoverfly)
Lineage: Eukaryota; Metazoa; Arthropoda; Insecta; Diptera; Syrphidae
Gene: Nna1
Product: cytosolic carboxypeptidase Nna1
Exons: 19
Coding region: 35-3994 (1319 amino acids)
Biological process (GO): proteolysis
Molecular function (GO): zinc ion binding; metallocarboxypeptidase activity
Source: RefSeq, a predicted model, not a curated record